Molecule: messenger RNA, 675 nt
Organism: Punica granatum (pomegranate)
Lineage: Eukaryota; Viridiplantae; Streptophyta; Magnoliopsida; Myrtales; Lythraceae
Source: RefSeq, a predicted model, not a curated record
AUGAAGUGUUGUGCCGAGGAUUCAAGCUUAGUGUACAAAAUCUGUAAUGGCCAAACGUUCCCUGAGAACAGUAUGGGCGGUGUGUAUGCCGGUUACGUCCUUGAAGGUUUAAUCUCUGAUACAUCAAAUAAAGGGUUUGACUAUUACUAUCUUUUUCCAUUUGCGGGCGAGGCGGAUACCGUCUACGGGCACGGUAAAUGCAAUGGACGACUUUCACAUGAAGAUUGUGAGUACUGCUUAGAUAAAGCUGCGUCAGAAAGAAACAAAGCCGGCUGUCCCCAGCUAACUAUAGGCCUUCAAGUUCAGCUUGUGGACUGUAGAAUAAGAUAUUCUACAGGUGCACCGGAUUUAACAUUGCUGUCGGGAACCUGCAAUGGCCAAGAACUUCAUGGUAAGAACAAUCGUAAGAAGGUGGACAAUGUCCUUGUUCAAGUAGUAAAUAAUGCCCCGGAUCACGGCUAUAAUUAUUACGACUCGUCUUCUCCAUCAUCGAAGCCUAUUGCAUAUGAGCAUGCAGCAUGCAAUGGAAAUCUUUCGAAGGACGACUGCAUAUGGUGUCUAGUUGUCGCUUGUGACGAGAUAACACUUCGUUGUAGUCCUAAAAGUCCUGCAGGAGCUCAAGUUCAUUUCCAGGAUUGUAGACUAAGGUACGAGUUUUACCAGUUUGAGGAUUGA